Molecule: messenger RNA, 570 nt
Organism: Bursaphelenchus xylophilus (pine wood nematode)
Lineage: Eukaryota; Metazoa; Nematoda; Chromadorea; Rhabditida; Aphelenchoididae
Source: the annotation of a GenBank genome assembly
AUGGUUGAAGACAAUGUCGCCAAUUGUCGGGAGAUUUUUGCCUAUUUCGACACAAAAGGAGACGAAAAAAUCGCGGUUAGUCAAGUUGGAGAUGUUCUGAGAGCCCUUGGCCAAAAUCCUACCCAGACGGAGAUCUCGAAAUGUUGUGAACAUUGGCAAAAUCCAGGUUAGUUAUUGUUUGGAGAUUUAUCAGCCUAGGGAUCUCCAAAAAAACCGCUUACGGAUUGCAACACAUAGAUGAUUCAUCCUUCCUUGUACCUCCAGUCCUUUGAUCUAAGAAACUAAAAGAAUAUUUUAGAAACCCGGAUCACUUUCGAAGACUUUGUGCCCAUCUUCCAAACCGUUGGAAAAAAUCGAUCAAACAUUUCAUUCGAGGAAUUUGUCGAAGGGCUCUCUCAUUUUGACAUGGAAGGUACCGGAACCAUCAAAGUUGCUGAGCUUAGACAUCUUCUCACAACCCUCGGAGAAAGGCUCAGCGAUGAGGAAGUUGAUCAGCUAAUUUCUGGCCAAGGAGAUCCAAAUGGCCAUGUCAACAUUGCCGAUUUUGUUCGCACUGUCCUUCAAGCCUAA